AUGGUGUACCUAGGCUUGAGAGGCAAAAAACUUCUCGCUGGAAUUACAAUUUCCAGUGGUCUGGGUUUUGUUCUCUUUGGCUAUGACAAUGGUGUUAUUGGCGGUCUUCUUACCGCUCCAGAUUUUGAGUCGACGUUCAAUCUCGACGCUACGCUUCAAGGAGUGGUCACCUCGUUAUUCGAGCUUGGGUGUUUCUUCGGGUCUCUAGUCACGGCAGCUGCAGGUGGCCGACUGGGCCGUCGAACACUCGCACACUUCGGAACCCUCGCCAUUACUAUUGGUGCUCUUCUCCAAGCCUCCAGUUUCUCUGUUGGCCAGUUGAUGGCCGGCCGCAUCGUUGCUGGCAUUGGGCUCGGUCUCAUAUCAAGCAACAUUGCCAUCUGGCAGUCCGAAACAGCCCCGGCAAAAGUGCGUGGCACUCUAGUUGCGUGCUCCCUCAGUUUCCUCAUUGUCGGCCAGCUUCUGGCGAACUUGAUCGACUAUGGCAUGAAUAGCUACUCUGGCCCUGUCACAUGGCGAUUCCCAAUUGCUUUCCAGGCGGCUGUGGCGCUUCUAAUGAGCGCACUCUUAUUUUUCAUGCCAGAAUCUCCUCGAUAUCUCAUGAUGAAAGAUCGUAUUGAAGAAACUGCCUCCGUUCUCCAAGCCCUCAAAGACACCACUGACAGAGGAGUUGUGACUGCUGAGAUCGCAGAGAUCAAGGAAGCCCUUUUGCUCGAACUCAACGCCCAGAAGAGCUGGUCCGAUCUUUUCAAAAGCGGCAAGGUUAAGUCGCGCCGUCGAGUCAUCAUUGCCUGCGUCGUCAACUUGAUGCAAGAUCUUAGUGGAAGCACUCCGAUAGCUUAUUACACCACUUUUAUAUUCCAGAAUUCCGUUGGCUUCUCCCGACAUUUGUCUUUGCUCAUGUCUAUCUUUCUGCAGUUGUGGUUCCUCCUGGCAUCAACCCUCACUUGGUGGCUCAUUGAGCGUGUAGGGCGUCGAAGAUUGUUCAUGCUCUCCGCUUGCUGUAUGGGCAUGGUGAUGGCGGUUGUUGCUGCAAUGCUUGCCGUUAAUACUCAUACUUCUGGUAUCGUGGCCGUGGUCAUGAUCUUCGCAUAUCAGGCAUUUUUUACGUGGGGGUUCAUGGGUGGUGUCUGGGCCUAUGGGCCGGAGAUCCUGCCGCUCGAGUAUCGAUCGAAAGGCAUGGGCCUCGCCACUGCCACACUUUGGCUUUUCUCUUUUGUCAUGGUGGAGAUUGUCCCAUCAAGCAUAGCCAACAUUGGAUGGAAAACGUACAUCAUCUUCGCCGUUUUCAACUUCUCCUUCAUCCCCAUCAUCUACCUAUUCUUUCCUGAGACCAAGGGACUUAGCCUAGAGCUGGUGGAUCUCGCUUUCAUGGACGAUACCAUGUCCCCAGUCAAGCGUGCCACGGAACUGCACAAGAUGAUGGCUUCAGGCGAAGAGUUAACGCUCAGAACUGAAAUUGGAGCGAAAACUAUUGAUUUUGUGCAUGUAGAAGGAAAGUCUGCAUAA
Messenger RNA from Trichoderma citrinoviride, 1509 nucleotides. Its product is annotated as general substrate transporter. Bases 1 to 1509 code for a protein of 502 amino acids. The record is from RefSeq and is a predicted model, not a curated record. Gene Ontology annotation, cellular component: membrane. Lineage: Eukaryota; Fungi; Ascomycota; Sordariomycetes; Hypocreales; Hypocreaceae. The transcript has 5 exons. Gene Ontology annotation, molecular function: carbohydrate:proton symporter activity. Gene Ontology annotation, biological process: carbohydrate transport; transmembrane transport.